Laccaria bicolor S238N-H82 is the source of this 1437-nucleotide messenger RNA. RefSeq lists its product as uncharacterized. The transcript has 7 exons. Lineage: Eukaryota; Fungi; Basidiomycota; Agaricomycetes; Agaricales; Hydnangiaceae. The record is from RefSeq and is a predicted model, not a curated record. The coding region runs from base 1 to 1437 and encodes 478 amino acids.
AUGGCAAUGCGACGUCACACGGCGAGCGCACCAGAUGGAUGGGAGGCGACGACGGUUCCCAGACGACGAAUGACGUCGUCGUUGCUUUUCCCCACCCUACGACGUGACCCACGACACGAGAGCCACCCCGCAUCCGCGAACAACGACCCGCCACCCCCAAAUGACGUCCAGAAACCACAAACGACACCCACCGCCCACGACGACACGCACCACCCACGAAAAAGCCCCACCAACCACGAUUCAGCCCCCACCUUGGCAGAACGAAAGUUUCAGCGGAAAUCGCAACAAGGGUCCAGCUCCAACGGCUUGCACGUUCGAAAGGCCCACCUUUUCAAAUGGGACCUCAACAUGCCAGCCACUAGCGCUCAGCCAAGUCAGAGUUCGACGACCGUUGCUUAUGGGAUACCAACCCCCCAGACGCCGUUGAGUCUGCCGGACAUGGAUGUCACAAUGGAGACUGAGGCGCACAUGGAUAGGGGAGGAUAUGCUGCUUGGGAUAACCUUUUCCGUUAUACAGUUUCCUGUGCAGGAUCCAAGCAGGAUCUGUCAUUACCUAAGGAAAUCUCAUCAGCGGAGGCGCUGCCCGUUUUAUGUGCAACCUUCCUCAAGAUAGAUCAAAGUCUCAUCGAAUCCAUAAUUACCCAUCAACUCUUGGCCCGGGACUUGCACAAACUGCAACCGCAGAACACAUCGGAAGAAGAACUGAGAGAAGCCUCAUUGUACAAGAACUCUGGCGCGGUUCUUCACCCCCUUCACGUCUACUUUGCCAUAAUGAGUGAAUAUCUCAACCAUUCUGCGAUCACUCUUGUUUUCUUCCGUUACCUCAACCACCUGCGGGAUCUUAUCAAUGUUUACGAAUGGCCGAGAGUCCUUGAAUAUCACCAAUCAUAUUUCGAUCAUCGAAUAUUUGAUAUGCGCAUACGGGGAGACUACGGGUCUUGGGGCCUGCCAGAUUGUAAGCUGAUGAACCAGUUAAGCUUCACCUACCAUUCCACGUCGACUCCUGAAAUUACUGUUCCGACUCAACAAUUGAAAGUGCUGGGUUACCGAGAGGAGCCCCUACUGCCCAUAACAUUUUAUUUGAGACGGAUGACGGAUCCAUUUGGUGACUACGCAGAAUUCAAAGAUAUACAUCGUGUCUGGAGAGUGAAGCACACCAUCUACGAUCAGCUUUUACUUCUCGACCUCCCUUCCCCCUUUGAAGACUAUCAUUGCGAGCACUUCGGGUGCUUCCCACAGAUCUUUGACGGUACCAAUUUAGUUAAAGGAAACUCUGAUAGGGGUGGAGUACCUCUAGAAAAGGUCACAAAACUUCUCUCCUAUCAGGCUGGUAAAAUUCCAUUUCUCAAUCUCGUCGCUUACCAAGAUUUUGAGAUUUCGAAGAAAGAUGCGAAGAAAAGAAGCAAGCUAACGCAAGUAGCACAAGGUGAUGACUAG